Messenger RNA from Trichoderma virens Gv29-8, 1185 nucleotides. RefSeq lists its product as uncharacterized. The record is from RefSeq and is a predicted model, not a curated record. Bases 1 to 1185 code for a protein of 394 amino acids. The transcript is spliced from 3 exons. Gene Ontology annotation, molecular function: transcription cis-regulatory region binding; DNA-binding transcription activator activity, RNA polymerase II-specific. Lineage: Eukaryota; Fungi; Ascomycota; Sordariomycetes; Hypocreales; Hypocreaceae. Gene Ontology annotation, cellular component: RNA polymerase II transcription regulator complex.
AUGUCCAUCGACAACAAGCCGCCGAACCCUCACCGGGAUGAGAGCGAAGAGUCGACUGGUUCCACUCCGGAGAGGGAGCAAAUCCCUUCCAUGACUGCCGGCAGUGGCAGCACAAUCAUCAACGUCUCUCAGGAUGGCCAGCAACCCAAGAGAAAGGGUGGCCGCAAGCCCAUCUAUGCGACGUCUGAAGAACGCAAACAACGCAAUAGACAAGCCCAGGCCGCCUUUCGCGAACGUCGCACCGAGUACAUAAAGCAACUCGAGGAAACGAUUCGCGUCCAUGAGUCCAACCUGCACAAUCUACAGGCUGCGCAUCGUAAUGCCGCCGAGGAAUGUCUAAUGCUCCGCUAUAAGAAUUCGCUACUUGAGCGUAUCCUUCUUGAGAAGGGCAUCGAUGUCCAAGCUGAGCUCCAAGCCAAAACUGGCAGUCCCAACUUGGCGCCUACUCAUAUGCCACAGAACUUGGUGCAGCCGCCUCCCCUUCAACGCACCAUGAUGCAUCGGCACCAUGCACGCAAAUCUAGCAUUGCUCCCAAGACCGAGCCUGGCACCGCUCUUCCGCCACCUCUACAGCCUCACAAGACUGCGCCAUCUCCAAAGAAUCGACCAGCACCUCCUUCUCAUGCCAACUCCCCCAAUACUAACAGCUCGGCCUUUUCUCCUGCGGCCUCGGAUACCAUGUCCAUGCGAGGAUCCAUCUCUGGGCUAUCCCGUCAGCAGAUGACUCCCAUUUCUAUCACAACGCCCUCGGCAAGGCAGCCAAUGAUGCAAACCGGGGCGCGCGGGGCUAUGGGCUCUGGUGCGUCGUUUUAUCCGACACCCUCAUUCCAGAAUCACAUUGAGCAGCUUGGUAAGAUAGACCAGUCUUCUUGUAGAAUGUUUGUGGUGAUUGCUAAUGCGCUACUGUGUAUAGAGCAAGAGUAUGAAGCCGACAUGGUCGAGGAUUCAGAGAUUGAGACGCCCAGUGGCCCCGGCCCAUAUCCCGGGGGCUUUAACGGCGAACAGCAACCGAUGCUUCUUUCACCAGCUUCUACCGGGCCAGGACAUCAAGUGACGGCGGCUUCUCAGUAUCCCACAAUGACACAGCUGUUGGAUCAGCAACCCGACUGGGAUCCCUUCGGCCUCAGCGCUAGCAUGGCUUUCCCAAAUCAGCCAUUUCAAUUCGACCAGACACACAUGAGGUGA